CUAAACUGUGUUUUCUAUGAGCACUCAUACAGUGUGACAGUGGGAUAUGGGUGCUCCCUGCAGGUCGGAAGAGGAAUGUCCUGUCAGAAAGGGGCUUUUGGGAGGACAUGAUUAAAAGUGAAACUAACGAAAGCACCAGAGAGCUGCGUGACAGCUCUUGCUCUCCCUGAACUGUGAUCUGAUCUGGUUUCUCUCUCAAUAUCUGUGAGACUGAAGUCAAUCAGGAAUGAGGGCCUUCAUCAUCAUCUUCAUCACUCUCUGUCUGAUCUCAGGUCAGGUUCUGUGUUUUAAAGUGAUCGGCUGCUCUGGAGGGAGUGUGAUGUUCAAGUGCAUGAAGACAAACAAGAGUGAGUCUUCUGAUCAGUUUAAAGGAAAGUAUUUCUGCAGAAACAGAGACUGUAGGACAGGAAUCAGUACUGAGAUUCAGCACCGCUGGGUUUAUAAUGAGAGAUUCGCUCUGUAUGACGAUGAAAACAGAGGAUUCUUCUCAGUGUUCAUCAGGAAGCUCAGCAGAGAGGAUGAUGGGAAAUACUCAUGUGGAAACAAUCAGGAAUGGAGUCAUGAUGUUGAUUUAGUGGUGAACAGAAACUCUUCUUCUUGUGGGACGUCUGUAAGACAAUCGGCAUAUAAAGGUCAAACAAUCACUUUCAGCUGUGAAUAUGAUCCCAAGUUUGAAACACACACCAAAGUCUUGUACAGAGUGAAUGGAGAUCCUGUGUUUGUGCUGAAGAUCUCUCAAUCAUCACAAUCAUCUGAAGAGAAGUUCAUCCUGUCUGACAAUCAGAGAAAUCACUUUACUGUGACCAUCAGAGACAUUUCUGAAGAUGAUGAUGGAGUUUAUUUAUGUGGAGUGGAGAGACACGGAGGAGAUAAACCACCUUCAGAAACAUCAGUUACUCACAUAACCUUCAUUAAAGAGAUUGAGCUGAACGUUUCUAGUCAGAUAUCUUCUGUCCAGGUUGAGGCCUACAUCAGUAAAUCAGUCUUCAUCAAGUGUAAAUUUCCAGAAGAAUUCAAAGAAAACCAGAAAUUCAUCCAGAUACAUUCAUCACAGGAGAUCUCUGUUAAACAGAAUCAGUGGAUCCGUCAUGAUAAAGUGCUCGUGUAUGAUGAUAGGAGUUCAGGAGUUUUGAAGGUUUUUAUCAGUGAUUUAACUGAAGCUGAUGAAGGAACGUACAGAUGUGGAGUGAAUAUUGUUAAUGAUCAUGUCUUCAUUAAGAUCACACUGAAGAUCAGUCAAGGUAAAGAGUUUCUGUGUGAUCAUUUCCCUGAAUCAAGUGAAUCAGCUGCUGUUAUUGGUGAAAGUGUGAAACUCAGCUGUAAUUCCCCUGAGAAACAGCAGUCCAUCAAACACAUCUGUAAAGAGAACGAGCAGAAGAUCUGUCAGAGCAUCAGUUCAUCAGAGAAGCAGCGCUUUGAGUUUUCUGACAGUACAGCAGGAGUUUUUACAGCGAGCAUCAGUAAUGUGAGCCUGAGAGAUGCUGGAGUUUACUGGUGUGGAGCAGAAACCAGACACCAGCAUCUGACUUCUGUUUCUCUCACCAAUAAACAUCAACUGACUUUAACCAUGCCUCCAGUGAUCGGACGUGAAGGAGAUUCAGUCCAGAUCCAAUGCCCUUAUGAUGAAAAACACACUAAAGAAAAGUGUCUGCGCAGUGGAACGUGUUUGAGUAAAGUAGUAAAGUAUCUGUGUAAAGGAAAGUGUUUCACUAAAGAUGCUCAAAUGAUCAUUCAGUCAGAUAAAGGUAAUGUUAAAAACCCAAGGAUUUCAGUAAAGGACGACACUGAACUCAAUCUCUUCACUGUGACCAUGACUGAGCUGAGAGCAGAGGAUGCUGGGAAAUACUGGUGUGCAGAGGAGAGCUCUGGGUCCUUCAUAUUCACUGAAGUUCAGCUACACGUGAUCAGAGAAAUGAUCUCGUCUGACAGCGAAAGUGGAAAAGACGAGCAAAAAGCAAAGUCUGGUUUUUUUAUAAUAGUUGCGGUUUCUGUGGGUUUGCUUCUGCUGGCUCUGGUUAUAGGGUUAAUCUUAUUCAAACUGAAACACAACAAACAUGGAAUAAUUUCAUCAACAGACAGAAGACAGACAGGGGCUCAUGAAACGACUCAAGAAGAAGCCAGGAGCCAUUCAGAUCCUGAAUCAAAUCCUCUCUAUUCCCCAGUUCAUUCACCCACAAUCCCCUCUGAUGGGCUCCUGUACGCUGCUGUCAGUUUCCAGAAGCAUGAAGAGUCUCUUAGUGAAGCUACAGUCAGAUUCAGUAAAGAGGAGACUCACUGUGAUUACGCAUCUGUUAGUCACAAUAUUUCGCCAAAUUAAUACCGGUCUUAAAGUGGAAGUGAAGCAGUCAGUUCAGUUAACAUUAUUUAACCCACAUAGCAACACUGUGUCGGCCCAGAUCCGGGCCACAUCUGGCACCCGUGGAAAGAUGAUCUGGCCCACAU
This is a messenger RNA of Carassius auratus (goldfish), 2442 nucleotides long. RefSeq names its product polymeric immunoglobulin receptor-like. The record is from RefSeq and is a predicted model, not a curated record. The transcript has 11 exons. NCBI's taxonomy places the organism in Eukaryota, Metazoa, Chordata, Actinopteri, Cypriniformes, Cyprinidae. Gene Ontology annotation, cellular component: plasma membrane. The coding region runs from base 227 to 2317 and encodes 696 amino acids. Gene Ontology annotation, molecular function: transmembrane signaling receptor activity.